This is a messenger RNA of Rhodotorula toruloides NP11, 1359 nucleotides long. Its product is annotated as uridine nucleosidase Urh1. Gene Ontology annotation, molecular function: purine nucleosidase activity. Gene Ontology annotation, cellular component: cytosol. The transcript has 5 exons. The record is from RefSeq and is a predicted model, not a curated record. Lineage: Eukaryota; Fungi; Basidiomycota; Microbotryomycetes; Sporidiobolales; Sporidiobolaceae. Bases 1 to 1359 code for a protein of 452 amino acids. Gene Ontology annotation, biological process: purine nucleoside catabolic process.
AUGAGGGUGGUCUUCUUCACUCGACCUCGCUUCUCGCGACCGCCUCGCUGCUCGAGCGCACUCUCCACAUUCUCCAGACCGAGGCCAGCACCGCCCGCUCGGCUUUGCGCCCCUGCGAACCGCCCCGGUCUCCCCGCGUUCCCUCGGCCGACACGAGGCUCGCCCGCGACGAGUAUCCCGUCUUGGUCCUUGCUACCUCGUCGAACAGCACCGUACUCGACUGCAAGGAUGCCUGCUCGCAUCCCAAUCUGGCUCGACUGCGACCCCGGACACGACGAUGCCGUCGCCAUCCUGAUGGCUUUGCAUCUGCCCGAGAUUGACCUGCUCGGCAUCUCGACUGUCCACGGCAACGCUUCGCUUUUCAACACCUCGCGGAAUGCUGCACGAUGUCUGCUUGUCUUUGGCUCUCCCGAACAAGCGAAGCGGAUACCGGUCUAUGCUGGCGCGGAGAAGCCCCUUCUGCGAUACGUACGGCACGACAGCGAGAUUCAUGGCGAGGACGGUCUCGGCGGCGUCGAAGGCCUCCCGCCCUCCGACUCUCCUUCCGUCCUCUCGAAACUCGACGAAACGAAGGGCAGGAACGCCGUCGUCGCUUUAGCCGACGCAGCUCGUUCCCUGCCGGACGGUCAGCAGCUUACGAUUGUUGCGACGGGCUCAUUUACGAACGUUGCGCUGUUUGUAAGCUUAUAUCCGGAGUUGGUGAGGGACAAGAUUGAGAGGGUUGUUGUAAUGGGAGGCGCAGAAGGCCGAGGGAACCGCUCGCCGACAGCCGAAUUCAACGUCCUCUGCGACCCCCACGCCGCAAGCAUCCUCCUCGACGCCGAAGUUCCCGUCGUCAUGGCCCCCCUCAACAUCACGCACACCGCCAUCUUCCGCAAAGACGACAACGCCGCGUUGCUCGUCCCUCCCUCCGCCAUUCCCGACCUCGCUUCCUCAACACCCGAUGCGACCGCGCACCCCUCUCGCGCCUACACUCCUCUCCGUCACACCCUCCACACCCUCCUGAACUUCUUCGCCUCGACCUACAAGUCAGUCUUCUCCUUCGACGACGGACCACCGGUCCACGACGCACUGUGUAUCGCCUACCUCGCCCGACCUGAGAUCUUCAAAGCGAAGCGGUACCGCGUUGAUGUCGAGACGGAGGGGACGCAUACGCAGGGAACGACGGUCGUGGACUUGUAUGACUACAAGAAGGACGAGUUGGUGGAGUACAAGAAGGAUCCGGAGAGUAGGGCGAGCUGGGGACGGUUCGGCAAGAACGUGCUUGUGCUGGAGGAGCUGGACGUGCCGGAGUUCUGGAGGAUGUUCCAGCAGUGCGUGGACGAGGCGGACAAGGUCUCGCCGUUGAACAGCAAGUGA